Mya arenaria is the source of this 4771-nucleotide messenger RNA. Its product is annotated as structural maintenance of chromosomes protein 1A-like. The transcript has 27 exons. Gene Ontology annotation, molecular function: ATP hydrolysis activity; DNA binding; protein binding. The coding region runs from base 159 to 3920 and encodes 1253 amino acids. Gene Ontology annotation, biological process: sister chromatid cohesion. The record is from RefSeq and is a predicted model, not a curated record. NCBI's taxonomy places the organism in Eukaryota, Metazoa, Mollusca, Bivalvia, Myida, Myidae. Gene Ontology annotation, cellular component: nucleus; cohesin complex; chromosome.
CCUCGCAAUUUGCGAUAUCAAAGCAUAAACAAAGUUCGCGCUAAAAUUAUGUGAAAUUUUACUCAAAUUCGCCUGUCUAUGCCUUGCAUUUACUAAUUUUGCAUAUGUCAUCUUCAUCAUAAUUUGUUUCUCCAUCAUAUUAAGCUAAUCGUUUAAAAAUGCCUGGAUAUUUGAAGUAUAUCGAGUUGGAAAACUUCAAAUCCUAUUUGGGAAAGCAGAAGAUUGGGCCUUUCAAAAAGUUUUCUGCUAUUAUUGGACCAAAUGGAUCAGGAAAGUCCAACUUGAUGGAUGCCAUUAGCUUUGUGCUUGGAGAGAAAACCUCAAAUUUACGAGUCAGAAAACUAAGUGAUCUAAUACAUGGAGCCCCUGUUGGAAAGCCUGCCUCAAACAAGGCAUCAGUGACGGCUGUCUACGCUGAUCAAGUCACAGAGAAAGAAACCGUGUUCACGCGAGUCAUUCAUGGCUCCUCGUCAGACCAUAAAAUCAAUGGGCAGUCCGUGUCUGCCCAGCAUUACGCUGAAGAGCUUGAGAAGAUCGGGGUUCUUGUCAAGUCGAAGAACUUCCUUGUCUUUCAAGGAACGGUCGAGAGUUUAGCCAUGAAAAACGCUAAGGAAAGGACAGCCAUGUUUGAAGAAAUUAGCAGGUCUGGAGAGUUAAAAGAGCAGUACGACAAAGCGAAGGCAGAGAUGUUAAAGGCUGAGGAAGACACACAGUUCAACUAUCACAAAAAGAAAGGCAUCGCUGCGGAGAAAAAAGAAGCUAAACUUGAGAAAGAUGAAGCUGAACGAUACCAGAAACUGAAACUUGAACUGGAAGAGAAACAUUUAGAGCUGUCACUGGUGCGCCUCUUCUACAACGAGAGAGACAUCGAUGAAGUUACGGAGGAAAUUAACCACAAGAACCAUGCUCUUCAAAAGGAGAUCAAGAAGAAAGACAAGAUCGAGGAUGAGAUCCGGGAAAAGAAGAAAGACCAGGGCAAACUGCAUAGAGAAUUGACGAAAGUGGAAUCCAGCAUUAAAGAAAGUGAGGUGGAGCUGAAUAAAAAGCGUCCCCUUUACAUCAAGGCAAAGGAGAAGACAGCCCAUAUGAUUAAGAAGCUGGAAAGUGCCAAGAAAUCGCUGAAGCAGGCCAAAAAGACACACGAUAACCAUGAACAAGAGAUCAAUGAGUUGGAACGUGAGGCGGAGGAAGUGGAAUCAAAACGUCGGGAGUUUGAGGAGCAAAUUGAGGAGGAAUCGCAAUCCCAGGGUCGUGACCUUGAACUUGAGGAAUCACAGGUUCAAGAGUAUCAGCGUCUCAAAGAAGAGGCCGGGAAGAAGUCAGCUCGUCUCCUGCAAGAGAUGGACUCGAUUCAGCGGGAGCAGAAGUCGGACCAGGACAAGUACGAUAACGAGAGUCGCAAGAAAAAUGAACUGCUCCAGAAGAUCAAACAGAAAGAGCAUGAGAUGGAAGAAAAUAAGAAACGUGUGGAUAAACUCAACGAUUAUAUCAGGCAGAGUACACAAGCCAUAGAAGAGCAGAAAGUCGCUGAGGAACAGCUUGGGGAAGAGGUCACCACAGCCAACCAGCGUAUUGAUGAAAUAGAGACGGAUCUAGCCUCAAUAAUUGAGCAGCUAGGGGAGGCUAAGGUGGACAAGCAUGAGUCAGCUCGCGCCAUGAAGAAAGCAGAGCUGUUGGAAAACCUUAAGAGACUGUUUCCCGGUGUGCAUGGUCGAUUAAUCGACCUUUGUGAACCAAGCCACAAAAAGUACCAGAUCGCUAUCACAAAAUGUUUGGGCAAAUACAUGGACGGGAUUAUCUGUGACACGCAGAAGACCGCCAAGGAGUGCAUUCAGUACAUGAAGGAACAGAGGAUCGAGCCCGAGACCUUUCUGCCAUUGGAUUAUCUUGAUGUCAAGCCAGUGAAUGAGAAACUAAGAGAGAUUCGUGACCCCAAGAAUGUGAAGCUGGUGGUGGAUGUGAUCCGCUAUGAUCCGCCAUCCAUUAAGAAAGCUCUCAUAUUUGCCUGCGGUAAUGCCCUCGUCUGCGAAACGGUUGAGGAUGCAAGGAAAGUGGCCUUUGGUCUGCAGGAAAGGCAUAAGUCUGUUGCUCUGGACGGGACACUUUUUCAGAAGUCUGGUGUCAUAUCUGGUGGUGCCAGUGAUCUGAAGGCGAAAGCGCGACGUUGGGACGAGAAGAUGCUGGGACAACUAAAACAGCGGAAAGAGCGACUCACUAAUGAACUGAAGGAAAUGUCCAAGAGAAAGAGGAAGGAGUCAGAGCUGAACACGAUCCGAUCACAGAUAAAGGGCUUGGAGACAAGGCUGAAGUACUCCAUUACUGAUAGAGAUACUACGCAAAGCAAGCAUCUCACCCACAAUGAAAAGGAUCUGAAGAACUACAGGGAACAGAUACACACAUUUGAGCCACGAAUGCAUCAACUGGAAAAACAGAUGAACGAACGUGAGGAAACGAUCCGUGUUCUAAAAGACAGAACGAACCGAGUUGAAGACGAAAUCUUUGAGGACUUCUGUGCCCAGAUUGGUGUGGAAAAUAUCAGGCAAUACGAGGAGAGAGAAUUGCUUGUACAACAGGAGAGGGCAAAGAAGAGACUGGAGUUUGAGAACCAGAAGUUCAGACUUCAAAAUCAGAUUGAGUUUGAGCGAUCCCGAGAUACCCUGGCCAACGUGAUGAAGUGGGAAAAAGCUGUGCAGGAUGAUGAAAAGGAAUUGGACAAAGUUCGAAACGAUGAAGCUAGAAAUAUGGAGAUGAUAGAUCGAGAGAUGCAGAAAGCAGACAAGUGCAAGCAGCAGAGAAUCACAAUCAAGUCCGAGGUGGAUGAUUUUGAGGGCCAAAUCAACGAAAUAAAGAAACGCUUAAACGCCCAGAGCAAGGAAAUAGCGGCAGCCCAGAAGCAAGUGUCACAGAUGGAAACGAGAUUGGAACAGAAACGAGCAGACAGACAUAGUCUCUUGAAAACAUGCAAGAUGGACAAUAUUCGUCUGCCUAUGCGGAAGGGUAAAAUGGACGACAUUACCCAGAACGAAGCCUCGAGCGUCAUUGAUGGAACACAGAUGGAUGGCACGGACCCGGGACUAGACAGCCUGAACAGUCAGGGCGCCAAGAAAAUCUAUGAGAAAGAGGCUCUGAUUAUUAUUGACUACACUAAACUGGAUGAUGAUCUCAAAGACAAUGAUGAGCCAGGAGAAAUCAAGAAGACAAUAGAAAACCUAUCUAAGGGUGUAUCAGACAUGGUCUCCAUGUUACAAAGAAUCAACGCACCCAACAUGAAAGCUAUGGAAAAAUUAGAUGGUGUCAAAGAAAGAUUAAUGGAGACAUCGGAGGAAUUCGAAAAUGCCAGAAAACGAGCAAAGAAGGCCAAACAGGCGUUUGAGAAAGUUCGGAAAGAACGUUAUGACAGAUUCAUGCACUGUUUUGAGCAUGUCUCGAAUAAGAUUGAUGAAAUAUACAAGUCUCUUGCGAGGAAUCAGUCGGCACAGGCCUUUCUGGGUCCUGAAAACCCUGAAGAGCCGUACCUCGAUGGUGUGAAUUACAACUGUGUGGCCCCUGGUAAGCGGUUCCGGCCGAUGGACAAUCUGUCCGGAGGAGAGAAGACUGUUGCGGCCCUGGCGUUGUUGUUUGCCAUUCACAGCUACCAGCAGGCUCCAUUCUUUGUUCUCGAUGAGAUUGACGCUGCCCUGGAUAAUACUAACAUCGGCAAGGUUGCGGCCUACAUUCGCGAGGAGUCACAGAUUCAUUUCCAGUGUAUCGUUAUCUCCUUGAAAGAAGAGUUCUACAACAGAGCUGAUGCGCUGAUCGGUAUUUACCCCGAGCAAGGAGACUGCGUGAUCAGUAACGUUCUGACUCUGGACCUGACACAGUACGAAGAUCCACACCAACAUGAGGAAGACGAGCGACUCAACCUCCUCAAUGUCAGAUAGACGCUUGACUCAACCAUCAUCUCAGUGUAAUAUAGAAGCUUGACUCGACCAUCUCAAUGUCAGAUAGAAGCUUGACUCAACCUCCUCAGUGUCAGAUAGAAGCUUGAAUCAACCAUCUCAGUGUCAGAUAAAAGCUUAACUUAACCAUCUCAGUGUCAGAUAGAAGCUUGAAUCAACCAUCUCAGUGUCAGAUAGAAGCUUGAAUCAACCAUCUCAGUGUCAGAUAGAAGCUUAACUUAACCAUCUCAGUGUCAGAUAGAAGCUUAACUUAACCAUCUCAGUGUCAGAUAGAAGCUUGACUCAAUCUUCUUAAUGUCAGAUAGAAGCUUGACCCAACCAUCUCAGUGUCAGAUAGAAGCUUCACUCAACCAUCUCAGUGUCAGAUAGAAGCUUGACACAACCAUCUCAGUGUCAGAUAGAAGCUUGACUCAACCAUCUCAGUGUCAGACAGAAGGUUGACUCAAUCAUCCCAGUGUCAGAUAGAAGCUUGACUCAACCAUCUCAGUGUCAGAUAGAAGCUUGAGAUUGUUAAGAUUUAAUAGAUUUUUAGCUUAACGACCUAAAUUUCAGAUUUACUCAAUCUUUUUCAUGUGCAAUAAUUCAUGGCUUUUCAUAAAUUAAAUGAUAUUCAAGAUGGUGAGUUCAUUAAUUCAUGAGGAAAAUGGCAUAAAACUAUUUAGACUAGUGCUGUUAAUUCUGCCUUAAGCAAACAUUUCUGUCAAUGAGAACAGUUGGACUUUUCAUGCACAUUUGAGUCUUACAAUGCAUUGAAGUUUCAUUGUUGUAAUUUAAAUCAUGUAAAGUAUUGUAAAUGUAAAUAUUUGUGAAUAUUCCAAUAAAUGUUAAUGACA